Messenger RNA from Penicillium atrosanguineum, 258 nucleotides. RefSeq lists its product as uncharacterized. The transcript is spliced from 2 exons. The coding region runs from base 1 to 258 and encodes 85 amino acids. NCBI's taxonomy places the organism in Eukaryota, Fungi, Ascomycota, Eurotiomycetes, Eurotiales, Aspergillaceae. The record is from RefSeq and is a predicted model, not a curated record.
AUGGUUCGCGGUGCCGAGUACGACAACGGAGUCCCCCAGAGUGAUAACGCCAUCGACAACGGCCCCAACAAGGCCCACGGUGUCGGCCAAGACAACGGCCCCCUCGACCGCAAGGUCGCCCCCAUGCCCGCCGAGACCGGUUCCGAUCGCGAAGUUUACAGUGGCACCGGCGCCCCCGGCCACAGCAGUGGUAAGGGCGGCCACGAGCCCAAGUCCCUUGGCGAGCAGAAGGGCCACGGUGCUCAGGCUGGACAAUAA